GAUGGGCUAGCCAUAUUCUGGGAUGAAGAAGACUGAGACCACACAAUCUUCAGUCCUUUGCCCUUGGAGGCAAUGCUGAGAGGUGUCACAAGGACCAUGAUGGAGGACAACAAAAUGAAGAGGAGAACUGAACCCUUGGUGAAGAAAAUUAGGUUUGGGGCAUAGAUGCUACUGAAUGCCAUCUCUCUGGAAGGCAGCCAGGUCACCGUGAGAUGGAGGCAAAUGGGAUGGGACAAGGCACUCCUUGGUCACCAGGCAGUCAGAAGAGAUAAGGAGACAGGGUAUGAUCAGGUCUAUAGUCCUCUGUGGUUGUGUCAGCCCUGUUUUGGCUCCCCUAAUGCCUGUUGGCAUGGUCACACACCUCCAUGGGGGGCAGAGAGCCAUCAGCUUAUGAAGGGGCAUGGAAAAAAGCACUGCUGACUCCAGGAGGGUGAAGGAGCACAUAAGAAAGAGCUGGGGCACAUUUAUCUCAUAAUAGACAUUGUUUGCAGUGGUUACAGGUUUUAAUAAAAAGAGGUAGUUGACUAGAUGUGCUAGGAUACUUAAUGGAGUGUGCACAAUGAAAAAUGUGGUGGUGCAUUUUGUGAUUAUGAGAGAAACAUUCCUGUCUUCUCUACAGUAAAAUCCUCUUGUUAAAUGCUGUGGCACAUUGCUUGCAAAUGGAAACUUAAAAACUCCAGCUUAGAAAAUAUAAUGAAUUAAUCAACCCCCUGAGCCUUUUAAGGAAUUCUUAUUUGCAGUUUAAUGUCAGCCUAAGGAGCAGGCUGACCAGGGGACUCUCAGGUAGAAUUAUUUUAAUCUGUCUUGAUCUCCACACUUACCAAAAUAACAAGAGCAGAAAAAAAACCCCCAGUUCACUUCUUAGCACAAGCCAAAAACACUUUCACUGACUGUGCUGCCCCUGGUGGGGUUAUAUAUAGUGUAAGGCACGAUUUUAUGCCUCUAGAGGGAAUAUGCUGUCAGGAGUGUCAGCAUAAUAGAGCAUUUCAGAAGACAGGUCUUGGAACUGGUGGGACUGGAAUACAAUCGUAACAAAAUUCAGCCACCCAUGUGAUAUGUUUGUUGUUUUUUCCCACACUAUUUGAAAUGAGGAUGAAUGGUAAUGUACUUGUUCUGAUUUUGAAAAAGAUGUUUUAAAGCUUUUGAGAAGUAAAUAAAAAGUGGUAUUAGCUUUUUCUGGUUUCCCUCUUUGUUUUAGUUGCCCUGUCCGUAAGAUGGGGAAAAUAAAAUGUAUCCAUCUGUAAGAGGGUUUAUUGGGAUUCCACUGCUGAUGUUUGAGAAUGCAAUGUGUACAUGACAGUGCUUUUGCAUGGCCAAAAUAUAGGCUCACCCUACACCCAUGCUGGUACAUGCUGCACCUGUGAGCACUGCAUAUCCCUCUCCCCAUCCCUUCCCCAACUCUCUCUCCCCAAACAUUUGCCAUGGUAGAACUUUUUCAAGCAUACAGAGGAAGAAGAGUGAGGCACAGCUUUUGCACUGAAAGGCUUGCCAGGGAUGGGUGUGUUUUACUUCAUGGUUCUAUGUUAAAAGGGAAGACAAAUCUUGGGGAAACUUUUUUUUUUUUUUUUUUUUGUGUGUCAUUGCUGCUCUGACCACCAGUUCCUAAACAUUUAUGAUCCUUGUUUUUGCUCGUGUAGUAUUUACCCUUGUGCUGCUGCCAGGGUGGUAGCAGUUAAGGUACAAAUGGGAGUACCAUUGCCUUCCUGGACUGUGUAGUUGUUUUGCAUUUCAUGGCCUCAGCCCCUGCAGCAGGUCCCAGGUGACUGCCAUUGCUGCUGAGAUUUCACACAGGCAUUACAAAACCAGACAGCUUCCUCUGCAUGUGAAAUGGGCAGAAGCAAGGUUCCCUUUCACUCCGCAUCUUCUGUGUAAGGACUUCAGCUGAACAGAGGGGAGGAGCCUGGGGAGAAAAUAAAGCAAGAAACAGGACAGAACUGGCACAUCAAAGUGCUCAUCUCUGCUCUGGCACAUCUUCAAGGAGGAGAAAAGAAAUGAGAUCUUCAUGUGAACCGUUCAUUUUCAUUGCCUUGUGAAAUCUAACCUGGCAUCAACUUUGAAACACUAAUAAAAAGAGGGGCUUUAACCCAGGCAGAGCAUCAAGGUGGGGCAAGUAUGUCCCCAGGGAACAGCAGCCAUGCCCUGACUUUCCUGCUGACUGGCAUUCCUGGGAUGGCUCACUUCCAGCACUGGGUUUUCUUCCCUUGCUGCCUGAUGUAUCUCAUCGCAAUGCUGGGAAAUGGCACCAUCCUGCUGGUCGUGAGAGCCAAUCGAAGGCUCCACCGGCCCAUGUACUACUUCCUUUCGAUGCUGGCCACCACAGACCUGGGCCUGACUCUGUCCACCCUACCCACGGUGCUGCGUGUCUUUUGGUUUGGCACUGGAGAGAUCAGCUUCCCGCUCUGCCUCACCCAGAUGUUCUGUAUUCAUGCCUUUUCCUUCAUGGAAUCCUCGGUGCUUCUGGUCAUGGCCUUUGAUCGCUAUAUGGCCAUCUGCUGCCCGCUGAGAUACUCCUCCAUCCUCACCAGUGCCAGGAUUGCAAAGAUUGGGCUGGGGAUGGUCUGCCGCUCUCUGAUGGCGCUCCCGCCCAUCUGCCUGCUCACACGACUGCCGUUCUGCAGGUCCCACGUGCUAUCCCACUCCUAUUGCUUGCACCAGGAUAUGAUACGGCUGGCGUGCACAGACACCACCCUGAAUAGCCUGUAUGGCCUAACUCUGGUGCUAUUCAUCACCCUAGACUCAGUGCUCAUCAUCUUGUCUUACAGCAUGAUCAUUAAGGCCGUGGUGGGCAUCACCUCCAGAGAGGAGCAGACCAAAGCCCUCAACACUUGUGUCUCUCACUUCUGUGCUGUUCUUCUCUUCUAUGUCCCCAUGGCUGGCCUCUCCUUUAUACACCGGUACAGGAAAAACGCUGCACCCUUCAGCCAGAUGCUCAUGGCCAACAUCUACCUUUUUGUCCCGCCUAUGUUGAACCCCAUCAUCUACAGCAUGAAAAACAAGCCCAUUCGCAAAGGCCUCCUCAGGUUCCUGUGUGCAAGACUGGCCUGGCCUGGCCAUGGCCAGCAGCCCAGGAGUCAUUGAGAAGUGGGAAGCUUGCCUACAUGAAAUUCCCACAAGAAAUGACAGAUGGAACAUAAGCAGGAGUUUAAGAAAGGCAAAAAUUAAUGGGAUGAACACCUUGCAAAGGAUGCUCUAACUGUCAGAGGAACACUUUUUAAAUGCAUCAAAAGCAGGAAUCUGUCUGGGAAACAGGUGAGCAAGGGUGAGAAGCGUACUCAUGGGUGAUAAGGCCACAGCAGAGAAGCUCAGGAAUUCUUUCCAUGGGGUUUCUAUACCCGGCACCGUCUUCAUAGCAAAUGGAUUAGAGGAUUUUGAUCAGUUCAAAGUAAAUAUGGAGGAAGUGUUCCAUCAAAGAAAGAUCACUUAGAUAUCACUAACUCCCAGAACCAGAUAUCAUUCACCCGAGAGUCUGGAAGAAGCUUAGAUGAGAAGCUGCAGAGCUGCUGUUCAGGGUGCAGCACUCUAUUGCAAAUGGUCAUGGUGCUGCAGGGCGGAGCAUCCCUUCAACUCCGCCUGCAAAAGGGGCUCCAUGGGGUUCCUGAGACCUACUGACCAGUAGCCUUGAUUUCUCUCACUGGUAGGACAGUAGAGGUUGUGAUAAAGAAUAAAGUCACUAAGCGUAAGGGUAAACACUUAGGGGUAAAGCUGUGGUGGAGCCAGCCAGGCUACGGCAAGGGGAGAUCCUGCCUUGGUGCUCUGCUGGACUUCUGUGAGGGGGGCUCCAGCUGGAAGGAUCCCAUGGCCAUAAUACACCUGGAUGCCCCAAAGCCUUUGACUAAAUGCUUUUAAUGAAAUUACUUUGUAGGGGGAUUGGAGGAAACUCUCUUCAAGGGAUGAACAGUGGGUUUAAGUAAGGGUAGGCCAUUUUCUGUCCAGAGAAGACUCAGCAGUGUCCUCCCCAAGGGAUCUCUGCCAGAACUCCUUUCUUUCUGCAUUGUCAUCACUGACCUGGAUGAGGGAGCGCACAGUGAACGAUCACAGCUUGCAGAUGAUACUAGGUCGGCCAAGGUACUGACAGCAACUGUCUUCUGUAGUUUUGUAACAUUGUUAAAAAUUUAAUUGCAAUGACAAUAAAUUCUUGGCUCCACAUAGAUGGUGUGCUUCCUUUUGCCCUAACAAGCUUUUGAGGGUACCACAGCCCCAACAGACACAGAACCACCAUGACACUUGGUAACACCUGAAUGAGUAAGCUAUUAUUUGGACCACAAGUCCCAUGCGAGUGGGUCUAAAAUGAAGGAGUUUGAGGAAACUCUUGCUGCAUGCUGGUAUGUAUACAUAAUCCAUCUGUGGAUAGUUCUCCUGGGCUGCUAUGAGAGACAGGGAAAUGCCAUGAAGCUUGUUUGUCAAACUCAGUGCUCAACCCUGAAACCCUAGGAAGAGGGCUCAGCCUGAGGCAGGCGGCUUCUGUUGUUUGGAUCACAUCUGAGAAAUCUGAUCAGCCUGUAAAGCACUGAUGGCCAUUCAGUCCAUGGUCUGACUUGGAGUACACAGGGCAUUUUUUGUUAGUUUUCCGUCAUUUCCCUUGGGUAUUCAUGUGCCUAUUUAGGCUUCAG
Messenger RNA from Falco peregrinus (peregrine falcon), 4610 nucleotides. Its product is annotated as olfactory receptor 51I2-like. Gene Ontology annotation, molecular function: olfactory receptor activity; G protein-coupled receptor activity. Lineage: Eukaryota; Metazoa; Chordata; Aves; Falconiformes; Falconidae. Gene Ontology annotation, cellular component: membrane. Bases 2113 to 3078 code for a protein of 321 amino acids. The transcript is spliced from 2 exons. The record is from RefSeq and is a predicted model, not a curated record. Gene Ontology annotation, biological process: G protein-coupled receptor signaling pathway.